Messenger RNA from Phragmites australis (common reed), 960 nucleotides. RefSeq names its product peroxidase 70-like. NCBI's taxonomy places the organism in Eukaryota, Viridiplantae, Streptophyta, Magnoliopsida, Poales, Poaceae. The record is from RefSeq and is a predicted model, not a curated record. The coding region runs from base 1 to 960 and encodes 319 amino acids. Gene Ontology annotation, molecular function: heme binding; peroxidase activity. Gene Ontology annotation, biological process: response to oxidative stress; hydrogen peroxide catabolic process. The transcript is spliced from 3 exons.
AUGGCUUCGUCCACUACCAGCCAUUGCUUACUCGUGGCGCUCUUCCUUCUCUCCUCCGCCGCCAACAGUCAGCUCACGCCGUCGUUCUACGCCUCGAGCUGCCCGGCGCUGGAGUACGUCGUGAGCUCCGCCGUGAAUGAGGCCAUCGCCGCCGACCGCCGCAUGGGCGCCUCCCUCCUUAGGCUCUUCUUCCACGACUGCUUCGUUCAAGGAUGCGACGCCUCGAUUCUUCUGGACGAUGUGGGGAGCUUCGUCGGCGAGAAAACCGCCUUUCCGAAUGUGAACUCCGUCCGCGGCUACGACGUUAUCAACAAGAUCAAGAUUGACGUCGAGGCCAACUGCUCUGGCGUCGUCUCGUGCGCCGACAUCGUUGCCCUCGCCGCGAGGGACGGCACCGUCCUGCUCGGGGGGCCAAACUGGGAUGUGCCUCUCGGCCGGCGCGACUCGACGACGGCGAACCUGACCCAGGCAAACAGCGACCUCCCGUCGCCAGGCUCCGACCUGAGCACGCUCGUCACAGCAUUCGGCAACAAGGGCCUGAGCCCGCGCGACCUGACGGCGCUCUCCGGCGCGCACACCAUCGGCUUCGCGCAGUGCAACAACUUCCGCGACCGCAUCUACAACGACUCCGACAUCGACACGGCCUUCGCGGAGCAGCUCCAGGCCAACUGCUCCUCCGCGUCAGGCUCUACGAACGGCAACCUGGCAGCGCUGGACGAGCAGACGCAGCUGGUCUUCGACAACGCGUUCUACGCGAACCUGGCCGCCAGGCGCGGCCUGCUGCACUCGGACCAGGAGCUCUUCAACGGCGGCUCGCAGGACGCGCUGGUGCAGGACUACAGCGCGGACAACGCCCUCUUCUUCGCCGACUUUGCGGCGGCGAUGAUAAACUUGGGGAACAUCAGCCCGCUCACCGGAACCGACGGCCAGAUCAGAGCUAACUGCAGUGUGGUUAAUUAG